AUGGAGGAACUCGAGGGUAUCACCCGGUAUCUGUUCCUUCCGCCUCAGCUUCCGCAGAAGGAAGGUUCUGCAACUACCGAGACCGCUUUUCUCGAAGUAGUCAUGAAAGCUCUUCUCGCGUUCCGUGCACGCGGCCCAAGUGCCGCCGUUGAUAAGGCGAUAUCGCUUUUGUCGAAGCUUGAGGACGUCUAUAGCGAACUCGACGUUUCUCGAGCGAACUCGGCCUAUCUUUUGACAACUCUGAACAAGUCACGCAGCGAGGAAGUCAUGGCCGUCAAAGUCAUCGCACUGAGACCACAACAAACUCAAAACAUCAAAGCCGACAAGAUGCACCAUCAAAUGCAACAGAUGUCCGGGCGCUACUUUGAAGCGCAUUCGCGACGCGUGCAUUGCCUUCAUCUCGAAUGUGAUAGCAGUAGCAUUCGGGUGGGUGCAGCGCCUGCCUAA
Lecanosticta acicola is the source of this 447-nucleotide messenger RNA. NCBI's taxonomy places the organism in Eukaryota, Fungi, Ascomycota, Dothideomycetes, Mycosphaerellales, Mycosphaerellaceae. The record is from the annotation of a GenBank genome assembly.